UCGUACGGUUCCAAGUUCUAUCUACCAAGAUAGACCAGCAUCUGAUAACGGGGUUUAGUUACUCGCAAUGGAUAUACCGGCUGGGAUUGCCCUCUGUUUUCUACUUAUAUUUUCAACAGAGGCUUCAGACCCAAAAGGGUGUUUCAAAGAAAACAAACGACAAAGACAUUUCAGCAUCACACCAGGGGAUUUUGUCCCAAAUCAAAUGACACCAGCAAUAUGUGCGUCAAAAUGCGGGAGUUUUAAAUUCAAUUUCUGUGCUGUUACUCAAGGGCAGUUUUGUUUUUGUGGCCACUCGCUUCCCCCUGCCUCAGAGCAGGAUUUGACGGAGGCGGGUUGCUCCGAUAUGUGCCAUGGGGAUAUUACAAUAAAAUGUGGGGGCAAAGACUUUGUCACUGUGUACAGUACAUCUCCACCAAUCGAAGGACUUGAGGUCACACCGAGUAUAUCUCAAAUCGAGACAGGAAAUGACGUUUCAUUUACUCCCAGCUACGAAUCCGCUGGAGAGGACCUUACGUUCCAACUUGAUUUUGGCAAUGACGGAGGUAAAACUGACAAGAAUCAGACCAGCAUGUGGACCACGAAGUAUUUUACACCAGGACUUUAUCAAGUCAUACUGUACGGGAACGAUAAUCAAAACUCUAUUUUGGAGAAGCAAGCCACCACUGCAAUAUUAGUUGAAGCACGUCCACAAAAUGUUUCACUGUCAUGUCCUAACAAUGCCGCUACAUACGAGGACACUGUUUGUGUUUUGGAUGUGAUGACUGGCACGAACUUAGAGCUAACAGUCAAUAUUGAUGGAGCCCUGCACUCGAAGUUUUUCAUUUCAGAUCCUCCAAUUUACACGGCGGGUCGCGCAAUUGUCUCCAUGUCAUCUUCACUGUUGGCGGGGGAAUCGACGGCUGAUUACAUUAUAAUGCCGGCAGCGGAAAUCCAAGAGGCCGGGACACUGAUAGGAUUUGAGUAUUAUACAGACACACCAGGAGCCGUAGAAUUCUAUAUAUUGCGACCAUCGUGUGCAACUUACUGUUUCGAUAAAAACGAUUGCUCUGGAGGAACAUGUGAAAAUAUCAAUGAACGCACAUGUUCAGCAGGUGUUCAGUUUUGUCCUGCGUCUGGGGCUUGUUGGAACUCGAUAGCCCCUUCAUGUGCGGCGCCAAAUGCAAGAUACGAUGGCACACAGAGAACACCUUUAAACCUAGUGGCAACAGUUGCACACACUUUAGCAGCAUCUCCGUUAUAUGACUAUUUUGCUCUCGAUCUUACAACCAAUGACAUCAAUGUACAACCGGGUGACAUUUUGGCAUACAAAAGCACAGGAGGCGGAAUUUUAAAAUCUUUUGCAUCGAACACAUCCGAGUCUGAUUUGAAAACCACAGAUUUUAGCAUAACAACAAAUGCAGUUAAUUUAGGAUCUUCUAAGAGACAUUUGUUGAGAGCUGUUGUAUCAGCAGGUAGCAUUGUUAAACUGCCAUUUUUGUUCACGACAUUCGGUACAAAAACUGUUGAUAUCACUUUGAAGAACACUGCUCUAGCGGUAUCGGUGCCUUUGUCGGAGACAAUAAAUGUCAUUGAAGGAAUAGACAUGUGUGCACUCGACGUAGUGGAGUAUGCCGAAACGGGAAGUGUUCUCCAGAUUCAAGUAUUACAACACACAGGAUCGAGCGUGACGUAUUAUUGGAAUUAUGGAGAUGGUACAAGUAACAAUGUGUCAACAAUUCAACACACGUAUACUUACAGUAUUCCAGGGACUUAUUUUCUGAACGUCACUUGUUCAAAUGCAUUAAGUUCUAAGUCAAAUUACACCAUGAUCAAAAUUGAAACUAAAAUAAACAACCUUGUUUUGGCAUCUUCUCCUGCAAUCACUUCAGAAGUGACGUCGUUUACCCUUGGAAUGAGCACCGGAUCUGACUAUACAUGCGCAUGGAAGAAAAAUGGAGUACUUUUCGCCAUUACAACGGCCAUCACAACACCUCCAAAUGGAAACUUCGACCACACAUUCUCAGAGGAUGGAACAUACGAAAUUCUUGUAACAUGUGCAAACAAUAUCAACAGUGAGAGUAGUUCCAUUACCUUGAUUGCUCAGAGAAGAAUUCAAGGCCUUGCUUUAGUCCGAACUGGGGCCCUUUUAAACAAUCCUUACACUGUGGACUUCGUUUGGGCAGAUGGAACCAAUCCUCAAUUUUUGCUUGAGUUCAAUGGAGUAACACAGACCCUGACUGUUGACACAUUUUCGAGGAGAGGAUCGUCUUCUGUUUUACCUGCAGAGGCUUCACCGACAUCCUUCCCGUUUAAUUUGACCGGUUACAAUUUGGUUAGCAGUGAACAAAUUACAGGGUUGUUUGGAAUUGAAUCUGAAAUAACCAACCUUGCGAUAAAUUCGGACUCUCCUAUUAACCCAAGUUUAGGGUAUGGAACUGUUGCUAAAAGUACAGUAGUGACUCUAUCCAUCGAUGCCACUGGAGGAACAAACGUCAACAUACAAUGGGAACACACGGUUGAUAGUUCACCACCAACAGUAACAUCGCAGUCCAUAGCCUCUUGGACAACUCAAGUAACGAAGUCAUUUACACUCUCCACUUUAGGAAACCACGAAUUAAAAGUGACGGCGAGUAAUGCAUACUCCUCUUCUACCUCCACAUUCAAGUAUCUUGCUAUUGCUCCCGUCAAGGACAUUCAGUUCAAAACAAUUGCUCCUGUUCUGUUUCUACCACCAGCAGACGUUGUUUUUGAGCUUGAACAAGUUCCAAGUGGAGAUCCACCGAACGAAGCGACGAUGAUGAUUGAUUAUGGGGACGGUCAUUCGGACACUUUUCCAUUUAGUUUGUCCAACACUUACUUAUACUCAUACAGGGAAGAUGGGACGUUCACAGUUAGUGCCAACAUUUCCAAUGUCGUCAGUCACCAAAUCGUAACUAUAACAGUAGAAGUUGUGGAGUCAAUAGUUGAUCUCGUUAUAGAACCCUAUCCGCCACACGCCCCUCGUAAUGAUCCCGUAGACUUGAGAGUAAAAAUGAAACGAGGAGGUACUGGCUCAAAACUUCAGCUUCGCUGGCAGUUUGAAACUGCUGGUGCUUGGACAACAUUCCAAGAUCGAACCGGGUCCAGUCCCGAUGGUUAUGAUUCACAAUUCAACACGUAUGGGACCAUUGGUACCUAUACUGUCACAGUGGAAGCAAAGAGUCUGCUACAAACGAAAUCAGCAACUUACACAAUCGUCUGCGAGGAAAAAGUUACCGGAAACUUUGAUUUGACUUCAAAUUUCCCACUAGAUUUUGAUAUUUUGCAGACAAUAAGUUACACUCUGACUUAUAAUGAUGUCAUACCUACUAAUGCAAAAAUGAGGUACGAAUAUGGGAAUGGUGAGUCUUCUGGGGAUAUCGCCUUUCCAAUCAUAACCACAGGGAGUUCGGAUCAAAAGGACCACACAUAUACUGAGCCUGGUCACUAUUCCACAACACUCACUCUGUUUAACACAGUAUCGUCUGUAACAAGAACCGUUAUGAGUGGGGUAUAUAAAAAGUUUUCGGGCUGUGACGCUGUUCUGAAAUGGAAACCCAUUGUACCUUUGAAUGGGUCGGACCUGGACGGGUAUGGUCCAGCCAAAAACAUAUUUCCACGUGACAGGCCAUUGCGAGUACAUAUAACAUGCACAACAGGUACCCUAGUUUACUAUGAUGUUUUUGCACAAGGAACGGUAAACAUGCUGUCAUGCAACAAAACGGAAAAAACAUUGUUCGAGCUGGACUUUUCCAACCUUGAGGCUGAACGUUAUGAUCUAACGAUUAAAGCCAUUAACCCAAUACAUCAAGUCUCAAUUCGGAAAUCCAUCGAAAUGCAGGACCCAUGCAAAGACAUCGUAAUAGAUGACGGGGGCCUAAAGACGUCCGCGUACCAAUGGAAAAAGUUCAACAUUACAUUAGGAAUGAUGGGCACUCAGACCUGUGUCCAUAUAGAUUUUGGUGACGGAUCCGUGGGUGAACUUUAUGGAAACCAAUCUAUGUGCGAUACUUUCACUGGACAGGCUCUGUAUGUUGGACCUUUAUCUACCAUCACUGAAGUCAAACAUGAAUACAUGACCAUGAACACGUACAUUGUUUUUGCGAACGGAUUUAACGCCUAUUCCACCUGCUCGGCUAAUUUCACUCAUGUAAUAUCUGAUGUGGAUUGCUCACAGCCCAAAGUCAGCGUCAAAGAUUUAAAGCCAGUGUUCUACUAUCCACAGGAAGUUAAAAGAAGUAGUAUGGUGAGGGCUGUUGGGGUAACAGAUAUAUACUGCACUACCACGCUUGAUAACAUCAAGAAAUGGACGGUGUACAACAUAGAUGAAAACACUGGGGAGGAUUUACAAGAAAUUGACGUCUCAAGUUUGCCAUCUCACUCAACAGCAGAGUUAGCAUUGCCUCCCCUGUUCUUAGAUUACGGCUCCUACAGACUGAACUAUAGAUUAGAGAUGGUAUCGACGGGCUUUGUCAAAAACGAAAACUUCACUGCAACAGUUGAUCAUUAUGUUCGAAUCAUUAAGAGCGACCUUAUUGCGGUGGUAUAUUCCGGUGGAGUGAGUAAAAUACAACGAGGAUACGCCAAAAUGAUCACCAUUGAGCCCGAGUUGUAUUCAUUUGAUCCUGACGUGUCUGCUGGUUUACCCCAAUUGUUCGAUAACUUUACCUGGUGGUGUAGACGAAGCGACGAAACUCUCCCCGAUCCCGACGUACUUUCUAUGCCAUACACAACUACAGAACUUGGUGCCAACCCUCCAGACAAUGGCGGCUGCUUCCGACAAGGUCCUGGUAAGAUUGAUACGAACAACGGGACGCUGAGUUUCGACACCGCCAACAUGCAGAUAAACCAGACAUACAUCUUCAAGAUCCAAGUUCGAAAAGAUGACAGGAUGGCAGAAACAACAGCUGAGUUGGAAAUAGUUUCCGGUGAUCCACCGGAACUAACUGUUAGCUGUGGAACCGCCCUCUGCAUUCCCCGAUCUGGCGGACAACUUGUACGUCCAUCAAGUCGAUUGAGUCUGCUCAGCAGUUGCACAGGUUGUACGCUAAACACCCAGUUCCAAUGGAAAAUUUAUCAAAGUAACUACCAGUGGACUUGGAAGGAGAUUAUAGAACUCCCUACAUAUGUUGAUGGCGUGUAUUCAAACAGCAUAGCAAUUAAAACGACCAUGUUUGAUUUGGAUACAACUGUCAAGACGUACAUGGUGGAACUGUACGCCAAGCGCGAAGACGGACAAGAAGCUAGGGCCUACAUGAAGUUAUUCUUGAAUGACCCACCCCGUAACGGAACCUGUACCAUUUCACCGUCCGUGGGAGUGGCCACGGAAGUCAACUUUCAGGUCACGUGUUCGGGAUGGAUUGACGAGGAUGGCAUAGAGUCGUAUCGUGUUUAUGCUACCUUUAAGGAUGACCCCCAGGAGAGGCAGGUGAUAUUCGGCAGCGUGUCGUCAUACAGCGUCCAGCUUCCGGUCGGCCCGGAUUAUGACAAUCAUAGUAUGGAGAUUUUUGUUCGCAUUGCUGACGUAUACGGCGCUGCAGUGGAUUUCAGAAUAGGAACUAUACAGGUGCUACCAUUGUCUAAAGAUGCAGUUGUCCAGCAACUGGUGUCCAUGCAAGUGCAACUGAAAGACGAACUGGACCUAGCGUUAGCGAGAGCCGAUCUCAGCCAAGUGAACGAGGUUGCUCUUAUGUACGCUAGUCUGAUCAACAUGGCGAGUAAGAAUGGAUCUGCAGAGUACGCAGGCGUGGAUGUAGCCGGAACUCAAACAGCGACGGGGUUAGGUCCAGACUAUACCAACCGACAGGACGCAUUCGAUAAGACUGGUACAACUUUUGAGAAAGAACUGAAAUACCAAGCGGAAAGAGAAGUAUAUUCUCAGAUAACGAACCAAAUAGCAGAUGCACUGCAAAGGGUCACCAUAGCAACCCCUUCAUCUAUUGCCUUGACAGCGAGCACUUGUGCGGAAGUCACUAAAUACACGGAAAACUGUGCCAGGAAAUGUCAGGAAGGAAUAAAAAAUGUUACGAUGAAUAUGAUGAGCACUCUGGAAUCUCAAGCUGACGAGAUUCCCAUUGAAGAGCUGACACUAGCGGCCAAGGGCAUCGUUAACACGCUUUCCAACUUAAUGGAGGCGGGAAAUGUCCAUACUGAGUACCCGACAAAUGGAGACAUGGAAUCCGUCAUUCCGUACGCCCAUUAUGACACAGAUUUGGAAUCGAUCGAGAAAGCUAUUCCAGCCAAUAUACAUAACCGCGAUAGAGCAAAUUAUAAGUUGUUGGCCUACACAAAUGAAGAUUUCCAAGAAAGCACUACUGCAGGGGUACAAAACACAGCAGGCACGGUAUACUCAAAGCUUAGAAAGAUCUUCCAAAAGAGUUUGGUAGAAGGUGAAACACCUGUAAAGAUAUCUACAACAUCCAUUGUUCUUAGUUUCGAGAAGAACCGAGCGAGUUCGUUUUCCAAUGCAACUAUAGACAUGGGAGAUGGAAGUUUUCAUAUGCCCGACUGGUGUUCUCUCAAAGACACUUGCAAUCCAAACGAUACGAUUAUUGUUCAAUCGUCAUACUCCAUCUAUGCUCCCCACGCUUUUACUCCACAAGCAAAAGACCUGUCCCGCUACAGUGGAUCUCUCAAUAUUGACCUGUACGAUGCUAGUGACAGUCCAAUCAAGGUGACGGAAGCCUCGGAACCGAUCUCAAUGAGAGUCCCGUUGGACAGAAACAUGCCCGUCCCUGGGGAAGAAUACGUCGUUCCAUUUAUUCCUGACAGAGACUGGGAGUACUUUUUCUACCACACAACUGAGAUUAAAUCUGCUCGAGCCGCUCUUCAGAUCCGGUUCCGGUUGGAAGAUCUCAACCAACAGUUUUUGGUGUUGGUCAAAUUCGGUGACAUUAAAAACAUUUCAAAGGCGUUUGAUCAUGUUUGCAUGAUUCCAAGCAAAAUGGAAUACCAAGGGUUCUUUGGAUCAGAUGACACUGCAGAUCCCUACACCUGUUUUGUCGGAAGUGACGUCGUUCAGGGUUACCAGGGUCAGGUGACAAUCGGAGUGCGCCAGAUGUCUAGUGUCGAACAUGAUUACUACAUCACGAAAUCACAUGUUCCGCCAACGUUUCCAACCGGAAGUGGUACCUUUUCCACUAAUUAUACCAUCCAAACUGUCAGUUCUACCUGCCGCUUCUUUAACGAGACAAUAAAAGACUGGGACACAAGAGGCUGUGAGGUCGGGCCGUUGACAAACAAGAGGGGCAUCCACUGUAAGUGUACCCACAUGACCACGUUCGCCGGGGGCUGGGUCGUGGUACCGAACACCAUCGACUGGAACUUCGUCUUCUCCAACAUGGACUUCUUCAAGAACCCCACUCUGUACAUCACAGAGAUCGUGAUAUUUGUGGUGUACAUCGUCACCGUCAUCUGGGCCCGCUACAAGGAUAAGAAGGACUUAGAAAUGCUGGGACUGACUCCUUUGGCAGAUAACAACAAGAAAGACAGAUAUUACUAUGAAAUAGUGGUUGUAACAGGAAUGAGGCGCCACGCUGGCACUGACUCUAAGGUGAGUUUUAUACUCUCUGGAGACGAGGAUGAAACUGACGUCAGAUUGUUCAGCGACGACAAGAGAAAGAUUUUCAGAAGGGGUAGUGUCGAUGGCUUUCUCAUGGCUGUUCCAAGACCUCUUGGAGCAUUAAACUAUCUUCAUGUCUGGCACGACAAUUCUGGAAAGGGGAAGUUCGCUUCAUGGUAUCUACGUAACGUUGUCGUUCGCGAUGUACAGACGGACCAGAAAUACAUAUUCAUCGCAAACAGGUGGUUUGCAGUUGAGGAGGACGACGGAAUGAUUGAUCGACUAAUACCGGUAGCGGGCAAGGAACAAAUGACUGAAUUCAGCCAUCUCUUCACGGAAAAAACAACAAAAAGCCUCAGCGAUGGUCAUCUGUGGUUUUCUGUCAUAGCCAGACCUCCACAGAGCCGAUUUACACGAGUCCAACGUGUUUCCUGUUGUCUCUGUCUCCUGUUUUUAUCAAUGUUGACAAAUGCUAUGUUCUAUGAAAAAGGAGAUUCGGAGCAAAAUUCUUUUACAUUUGGACCAUUUGCUCUCUCACCUGAACAGAUAUACAUUGGUGUUGUGAGCAAUAUCAUAGUAUUUCCGGUAAGUUUCCUGAUUAUUCUGAUCUUCCGGAAAUCUCGACCUCGAAACAAGCGGCCUUCUCGCGUGGCAAAAGCAUUGAAGGAGGAGCAGUCAAAGCCUGCUGCGUCUGUCUUUGACGUUCAUCCGACGUGGAAGAGCUCAGAUGAACGAUCUUGUGUGACUCCUUCUAAACUUCUUGAAGGAGGCCGACCGGAAACUGCCAUCACUCGUUCCGGAACUUCCUUGUCAGUAGUUGACUUUGCGGACGGCAACGGCAAGAAGAAAAAGAAGAAAUCUUGGGAUCUUCCGUGGGGCUUUGUCAUUGUCGGCUGGAUUCUACUUUGGGCGGCCACCCUUGUUUCUGCAGCAUUUGUCACAUUUUAUGGCGUCAUGUUCCAGGAUGUCAAGUGCAAGAAGUGGAUUACCUCAAUGCUGAUUUCAUUCUUUACAUCUAUUUUCAUAACACAGCCUCUAAAGGUGAUUCUGACAGCAAUUUUCUUCUCAGUGGUGAUCAAAAACCCCGGCGGGGAGGAGGGUGAGGAGGACGAAGAAGACGAAGAAAAGCCACGUUUGGCGACAGACGAAGAAUACCUUCACGAUCAGGACAGCGAUGAAAUUGCAAAGCCAAGAAAACCCGGCUACAAACCGCCAGAUCCGCGCCUUUUGGAAAAAGCGCGGGAAGUCCGACUGAAGGAGAUAAAGAUGUGGGGCAUUGUCCGGGAAAUCCUAUUCUACUCGUUUUUCCUGUGGAUUCUGAUGGUUAUAAGCUACAGAAACCGUAGUUACAUGUCUUAUUACUACAAGGCCAGCCUUGAAAAGGUCUUCAUAACGACCAACGACACAAAACACCAUUUCCUGAAAAUAAAGAACAAAGAUGACUUCUGGGUUUGGGCUAAAAGUGGAAUGGUGGACGGAAUUCGUGCUGGAGUGUGGUACAAUGACGGCCAGCCGCUAUUCUUACGUGGCUACAUCAAUGAUAAACAGUCAAGAAUUAUGGGAUAUGCUACCAUGCGCCAACUCCGUGUACAAAAGGGGUCGUGUGAUGUUGCCGAGGAUAUGCAGUCAAUCAUUCACGAGUGCAAUGACGAUUACGAUACGAGUAUCCAAGACGAAGAGGACUAUGGGGUAGGAUGGAAACCAGCUUACGAAAACGCAAGUUUCACCAAUCAGCGCGAAGAAUACAGAUACACCACGGCAAACGUCUUGGAUGGAUACCCUUAUAUGGGCGACAGGGUUUGGUAUAGUGGUGGCGGUUAUACGGUUCGAUUACGGGGAAAUGCGACUGUUUUAAGGAACAAACUCAUAGAGCUCGAGAAAGAAGGAUGGGUAGAUCGUUAUACUCGUGCUAUAUUCGUGGAAUUUACUGUUUACAAUCCGGGUAUUAAUCUUUUUGGGAUUGCCACUCUAUUACUAGAAGUCAGUCCAAGCCAAGGCAUUUUCCCUUCCUAUCGAUUUGAACCUGCAAUGCUGCUACCUUACAUGACAGAUGUGAUGCUUUUCCAGAUUGCCUGUGAAAUUGUCUACUUUGCCUUUACAGUUUUCUUCAUCUUUCAACUUUUUAGAGGCCUCAUAAAAGAAAAAAUCAACUAUUUCAAACAGUUCUGGAAUCUGGUUGAAAUUGGCAUCUGUUCCAUGUCGGUGACCGCCAUUGUUAUAUACUUUUAUCGCAUGUUUGAGACCAGCCGACUAACGGAACGGUUCAAAGUUUCUCAUGGCAACGAGUACAUGAAGUUUCAGUACGUUGGAGCUUGGAGUGAGUUGUUCAGUUAUAUCAUUGGAUGGCUAGUCUUCUUUGCAUCUCUAAAAUUCUUGAAGCUUCUAAGAUUCAACAAGCGAAUGUCACUGUUGGCCUCUACGCUGAAGAAUUCCUGCAGAGACUUAAUGCACUUCAGCAUAAUAUUUAACAUUGUUUUCUUGGCAUUCAUCCAACUGUUUUAUCUAGUCUAUGCUGGGAGUCUCACUUCAUUCAAGACUUUCAUUACGGCUUGCGAAUCCGGCCUCGUUAUGAUGAUGGGCAAGUUCGAAAUCUACGACAUGAAAAUGGUAGAGCCAGUGAUGACGCAAAUUUUCAUCUUUGCCUAUGUCGUCACAAUCACUUUCAUAGUGGUCAACAUGCUGUUGUCAAUCUUGAAUGAGACAUUCGGAGCGGUAAGAUCGGACAUCGCCAAACAGAACAACGAGUACGAGAUUGUUGAUUUCAUGAUGAACCGAUUCAAACUUUGGACUGGGCUCGGCACUCCUGACAGAGGCGUUCUGUCACCGGAAGACCUGCGCGGUUAUAACACGAUCGAAGGCAAGAUCGACUUAUUCCCGGACCGAAUUGACCAGUUACUGUCGUCUCUGUCACAUAUCUACAGUAAAGAGGAACGUCUUGAUGCCCUUUUUGAAAUGAAUGCUGCAAAAAGGCAAGGUCUUAAGUCGUCGUUUGGGAAAGUACCUCCUUCAAAAAGCCAAAGAUACCAGAACAUGCUACCAGCCGUUCACACAAACUAUUGAGGGGAUGUUGACCAAACAAAAAAAUUUAGAAAUGAGCAGAAAGAUACAGCCCUUGAACAGUUGAAAUUUACUUUUUAUUAAUGUUUAGUUAUACAGUAUAUAUAAUUACAAGAUCGACAAUGUUUUAUACAAGCAGCUAUGUGCAAUAUAACAAUUAUCAAAACACCGCCGUGAAUACAAUGCUAUAAUGCCACGAAAAUUUAUCAGGUCUUAUUAAGUUCCAUUAAGUUCUAUCCGUUUGUUACUCGUACAUUCCAGGUAAUAAUUUUUGAUAACCUAAACACAAAGUCAGUUUCAGUAUUUUUAUAGUUUUCUAUGCAUGAUUAUGCCUAUUGAAAUGCAGAGCUUUAAACAUAUGCCGGUUGAAAAUUAAUUUUAUAAUGUUGACAUGAAUUUGAAAACACAGUAACUCUGUAUAGUAUGUGUUUUAGUUAUAUAGAUUAAAGGUUGAAGUUGA
Magallana angulata is the source of this 11078-nucleotide messenger RNA. Its product is annotated as polycystin-1-like. Gene Ontology annotation, cellular component: membrane. NCBI's taxonomy places the organism in Eukaryota, Metazoa, Mollusca, Bivalvia, Ostreida, Ostreidae. The transcript is spliced from 37 exons. Bases 68 to 10621 code for a protein of 3517 amino acids. Gene Ontology annotation, biological process: detection of mechanical stimulus. The record is from RefSeq and is a predicted model, not a curated record. Gene Ontology annotation, molecular function: calcium ion binding; calcium channel activity; protein binding.